Mytilinidion resinicola is the source of this 741-nucleotide messenger RNA. RefSeq lists its product as uncharacterized. Bases 209 to 592 code for a protein of 127 amino acids. Lineage: Eukaryota; Fungi; Ascomycota; Dothideomycetes; Mytilinidiales; Mytilinidiaceae. The record is from RefSeq and is a predicted model, not a curated record. The transcript has a single exon.
GAGACUAUCGAUGAUUCUGGAAACAAUGACUCCGUAGCCUUAUCGUGGAAGUCUUCUGGCACCGGCGAGCACCCAUUCCGUAGACAAGAGGAUUCGUACCCAGGCAAGCGACACCCUGCAAUACAUCGCCUGCGUGUGGUCUUGCAGGUUGAGUGUUGAGUGUUGCAAAGGUUUCCCGAGUAUGCUUCGGAUACUACGUGUCUGAAGGAUGGGCGAGUGGAGUCGGUUACGGUGCCGCCGCGGAUUCUCCGGGUGCUAUAUUAUGGCACUGUUAAGAAAGCUAAAUUCCUGUAUUGGGCGGGGAUUAGCAAGGUGUACCCUUCCAGAAGAAUCAGCUAUAGUAAGACUAACGCGAGGCCUAGAGAAUUCACGUGGAGACAGCCGUGCUUCCUCUGCUGCAACUUGCUCUGAAACCCACAAAAUACCAAAGACCCGGCGAGCCCAGUUAGUCGGCGUGGUGGGUAUGGGUCUCCAGUCUCUCCCCCUGCUCGACCCGUACACCUAUGUACACGACAUGGGUGAUUCGCACUGUAAACAACCCUGUCGUGCACAGAGGUGUACGAGCCGAGCAGGUAGGGAGACUGUAUCGUGAAGUCCGCCAGAAAAGGCCCCAAAAAGAGACCUUCUAGAAGCAUCGGGCAGUGUGUUUCGGGCCUCGGGUCUUACACAACUGUCCGUGGGCUCGGGCACGCUAACAUCGUGUGUUGAGGCUGUAGAGUUGCUGGAGUGGCUUCUGAUUGC